AUGACGUACUCAUGACUCUGGUGACCAUAAUUUGAUUGUUAUUUAUAAUUAUAAUGUUAUCGACUAUUCAACUAUCGUAUAAUACAAUCGCAUGUGACACGGUGUUUAAUUUGACGACGAUUGUUGAUAAUAUAAAUUCCUUCAUCUCCAGUGACGGGGACACGAGUCGUCUACUGCGUAGUGCGUAGGUCGUAGGACACUAGGACAGCAUCCUAUUUAAUGUUUCGUCGUUUCAAUAAUAAUUGUUUCGUUAAUCGUUCUCUUAAAUACAUUAAACUCUAUUGGAAUUCUCGACCUAAAAGUGAUUUAAAAUGAAUUAUACUGUAUUCGUUCUAUAGUUAUACAUUCAGCCGCAAUUGUUUUUUGAUAUUCUUAAAUUCUAAAAUGGGAGGCAAAAGCUCCAAACAUGAUCGUGUUAUAGAACCAUUAACCUUCGACGAAAAUGAUUGUAUCGAUAAAUUGAUGAGCUACAAAGAAAUUGUUACCUUGGACGAACUGUUACACAGGUGGAAUUCAUACUUAACUCAUAACAUGAAUGGUCAUAUUAAACAAUUGUUUGCAACCAACAAACCGUGUCGACAGCGUGUAGUGCAUGUCUACCGAUGUUUAUCGACCUGUGAAAUGUACCAUGAAUCUUACCUUAAAAUAAUGUCAAUUGUACUUGCAAAAUCAAAUAUUGAACGAUAUACAAUUGAUCUUUUGGAAACCAUAAAUCUUUGUUUAAAGGAUACUGAUGAGUACGCUUACUGGAUCAGAAUUGGAGCCAAAGCACAUACCAUUCUUCAACUUUCAUCUCAAUUGUCUAAAGACGGUUUGACGGGUGAUAUUGCAGCAUGGGUGCGAGGCAAUACUCUUCUUGGACUUUUGCAUAGAGCUCUGGUUACUACACUUUACUCAGUGCCACGUAAACUGGAUUUACUUCCAGCUAUUAAUAUAAAUCAAAAGUAUAUACAGUCGUUCAAAACCAUUUUAGAUCUUGGAUGGAUAAUGUUCAUAAAGAACAGUUUACCAGCUGAUUGUCAAGAUAGUUGGAGAUUAUUGUUUUCAUCUACUUCACAUGGUGAGAGCUUCCAAUCACUCAGUGCUGCCAUAAUUGACCAAGGAAGUACAAUUUUAAUUUUAAAAGAUAAUUCUGGUAAUAUAUUUGGAGGAUACGCUUCACAAUCGUGGUUAUUAAGACCUAAAUUUUAUGGAAAUUCGAGUUGUUUUGUCUUCUCUUUAUAUCCAAAUUUGAAUAUAUGUACUUCUUCUGGACAUAAUGAUAAUUUUCUGUACAUGAAUAGUGGUCAGCAUACACUACCUAAUGGCAUAGGAAUGGGAGGACAAUUUGGCUAUUGGGGAUUAUGGAUAGAUUCAGAGUAUGGCAUUGGCAAAAGUAGUCCUUCGUGUUCAACAUUUAAUGAUUAUUCAAUGUUAUCAGCUAACAAAGAUUUCACAAUUGAUUCAUUAGAAAUAUGGUGUGUUAAAGAAAAACCAAAACUAGAUGAUGAAGAGGAAGAAAGAAAACUUCCUUCAGAUAGAGAUGAUUGGGAUAUGAAUCUAUUGGAUAUGGCUGGACGUACAAAAUACUCUGAUGGAUUACGAGAUGAAGAUGAAUUUAAAUGAGUACCAGUGACCAACCUAAUCCAUGAUGAUGUUCAAUUAUUCAAUUAUGUUAUUAGUUUAACUUGACUCAAAUGAUUACCGUUUUUAGUCUAAUUAAAUUUUUGCUUUGUCACAAAUCUUAAUAAAUAUCUGAUGUUUGAUUAUUAUUUUUUUUUUUUUUAGUAUGUUUUAUUUAUUUUAAUUGAGCAAGUUAUGUUUAAAUAUUAAUUUUAAAUUAUAAAUACAUAUUUCUAAAAUAAAAUUAAAAAAAGUCUGAUUUUUUUAAUUUAAUAAAUAAUAAAAGCUUAUUAAAAGGUUUA
Messenger RNA from Acyrthosiphon pisum (pea aphid), 1904 nucleotides. Its product is annotated as MTOR-associated protein MEAK7. Gene Ontology annotation, cellular component: nucleus. The record is from RefSeq and is a predicted model, not a curated record. Gene Ontology annotation, biological process: response to oxidative stress. The transcript has a single exon. Bases 385 to 1605 code for a protein of 406 amino acids. Lineage: Eukaryota; Metazoa; Arthropoda; Insecta; Hemiptera; Aphididae.